UUGUAAAUUGGAUACAAUGAUUCUAUUUUCAUCUCUUCUCUACCUCUCACAGCCUCCACGCCACCCUCUAACCUCUCAAGCCUCCACCAUUGCAGACCCUCAAUCUCUGGUCAUCUUUUUUCAAGCCUCCACCCUCACAGCAUUCGGCGGUAAUUUUUUUCAAGCCUCCACCAUUGCAGCACUCACCGGUCAUCUUUUUUAUCCAACCUCGCAUCAGUCACCGCCGGUCAUCUUUCUUCUUCCAGCCCUCGCAGCAGUCGACGCUGAUCUAGCAAUGGGAAGGCCCCCUCUUUUCCCCUACCCUGCCAUUUUUUCCUAACAGGAUUUAUGCCUGACACUUCCCAAAGGAACUCCUAAGCCUUCAAAGCCAGGGUGUCUCAGGUUAAGUGGUGAAGACAGUUCAUGCAUCAAAAAGUUGUGUACAUUUUCACAGUGGUCUUAAAAUCUUUUGAGCGAGAACGGUCCGUACAAAUACCAGCAAACACUUACAAAAACUGUGCGAUUUUGGAAUUUGGAUUGCUGACAGUUGUUGAUGCCGUUAAGAUGGUAGAUGAUGACGUUUUAUAUUAAUCCACUUGCGGAAGCAUUUAUCUUUCUGUUCAUUAUUCGUUCCUCAGCUUCCAUUCGAGCUCUUGACCCAGGUGCCUGUCGUCAUUGAAACAGCAUCGUCAUCCUUGUGUUACCAGUUCAUCAGCAACACUGCAACAGUAGGAAUCAAAAUUUAGUUGCAUGUCGGGGCCUCCUUCUCCAGUGAGUUGUGACGUCUUCUUCUCCUUCCCCUUGUCACCUCAGCAUCUGGUCUCUAUUAUCGCUGUUAACGAAAUUUGUCAACUCCAGCAAUGAUUGAUUAAGAGUGGGUUUUGAUUUUUCGGAAUAAGCUUCAGAUUUGUGGAUUACAGAUGUACUGUUGAAUAGUAUGUCUCGUAUUUCUUGGUUCAUGAGAAGUGGGUGCAGACACUGCGGAUUGAUAUUCUGAUUUUUAGGACUGUCCACUAGUGGUCUCAUUUCAAAACAAAAGCUGGAAAUGAGGUCUUCACGAAGUCUUCAAGUUUGGAAAUUGGGAACUGUCAACUACUUAGAGGCACUUAAACUUCAGGAGAAGCUGGUUGCCGAUCGAAAGGCUUCUAAGAUUCCUGAUACAAUACUGUCCCUGCAACAUCCCCCUACUUACACCCUCGGUAAACGUCGGACUGAUCAUAAUUUAUUGAUCCCUACAUCUGAACUCCAGAAGAUAGGAGCUGAACUUCACUAUACUCAAAGAGGCGGAGACAUUACAUAUCACGGUCCGCGUCAGGCUGUUUUAUACCCAAUUAUUUCUCUUCGUGAUAUUGGUCUUGGUGCCAGGAAUUAUGUGGAGAAACUUGAAUCGACUAUGAUUGAAUUGGCAUUACUAUAUGGCGUGAAAGCUUGUGCUGGACAAAAAGGUGAGACUGGGGUUUGGGUUGGAGAUAGAAAAAUCGGUGCGAUUGGAGUUCGUAUAUCGUCUGGUAUUACUUCUCAUGGAUUGGCAUUUAAUAUUGAUCCUAAUUUAAACUAUUUUAAGAAUAUUGUACCCUGUGGGAUUGUGGAUAAAGAAGUAACAUCUUUGAGAAGGGAGACAGGUGUUGUGCUUCCUUCUGAUGAAGUAAUUCAUGAGCAGAUGAUUUCUUGUUUUGCACGAAUUUUUGGUUUUAAUAGUCUUAUUUGGAAGGAAAAUAAUUCAGUAUUAUUAGAUAAUGGGAAGAGUGAAAGCUAUGCGACUGAUAAUGCUUCAUUUUCAUGUAAUGAGAAAACUGUAUGAGAUAAUAGUUAUUGUAUACCUGACAGGUAACCUUUACACUGUGUAAUUUAUUUAUUUAUGGAGAAAGUUUGAUAAGAUUUUUGGAUA
Molecule: messenger RNA, 1867 nt
Organism: Ricinus communis (castor bean)
Lineage: Eukaryota; Viridiplantae; Streptophyta; Magnoliopsida; Malpighiales; Euphorbiaceae
Product: octanoyltransferase LIP2, mitochondrial
Exons: 7
Coding region: 1025-1780 (251 amino acids)
Biological process (GO): protein lipoylation
Cellular component (GO): mitochondrion
Molecular function (GO): lipoyl(octanoyl) transferase activity
Source: RefSeq, a predicted model, not a curated record